AAACAACAACGUGAUUGUUUUCCGAACCUACUAUUUGCGCACACACAACACGAGUGUGUCAUGGCCGCGUCGAGUGGUUCCCCGAUUUAGCGACGGUGUGUUCCAAGCGGAGAAUAUUGGUUCGUUUAUUUUGCGGUGCAGCUGCAAGCCAUUGAUAACAUUCGGAUUUGGAAAUUAUAAACAGUGAACAGUGAAGUUUGGUGAAGUUUGUGGCAAAAAAGAAAAACAAUGGCGCCCAAGUAUCGGUUAACGGUGUUACUGUAAUCGAAACUCAGGUUUUCAGUGGCGGUUGAGGGAGCAGUUAGUGCGUGAAGAGUAUAGAAGAAUAAAUAAAUUGUGAAAAACGAAUUGUACUAGGAAAAAUAUAAACAUCGAUUACACCAAUCAGUUAAAGCAAAAGUGAUCGUCGUAGAAGUGUUGUGGAAGAAGUUUCAGCUAAAAAAACAGAGAACCUCCUUUCGAAGGAGCGUCGGUAAAGUCGGACCGGUAAAGCGGUCGGGAACUCGAAGGUGUAAACAAGCAAAUACGACAAAAUGGUGUCCUACUAUAACCACUUCGCGAUGUACCCGAAGAACCACAGCGGCAACCUGCCGUACUCGGCCACUUCCGGCUGGUACCCGGGCAACUACCAGCACCAGCCGCCGCACCCGCAGUUCAUCGGCGACGGCGAGUCGUCCCCGCAGCCCACCAUGUACUACCCGCACCCGCACGUGUUCCACCCGCAGUCCAGCCCGGACUGGAGCGCCCACGAGAACUUUUCCACUCCGCCGCAGACGACGCUCCUGCCGCACGGUCCGAGUCCCGGUAUCGGUUCCGGGGGUGGAGGCGGCGGUGGAGGCGGCGGAGGAUUGGGAGGGCUGGGUGGGCUCCACCUGGGCCCGGGCGGGCCGAACCACCACCAUCAUCACCAUCAUCACCAUCACAGCAACAACAGUGCCGGCAACAAUAACAACAGCGCGCACGAUCAUCUGACCGAUGGCCUGCACAGCAUACCGUCGCCGCCGAUCACCGUUUCCGGCAGCGACAUGUCCAGCCCGGGCGCCCCGACGGGUUCGGCCUCGCCGCAGAUCACGCCCCGCCCGACGCCCGUCAAGAGUCCGUACGAGUGGAUGAAGAAGCAGUCGUACCAGAGUCAGCCCAAUCCAGGAGGCCUUAUCAACAUCUGCUCGGCACCAUCGCUGCAAGACUUCGCCCCUGUGGAAUCCGGUGGAAAAUGGAAAACUCGAACGAAAGACAAGUACCGGGUGGUGUACACCGACCAGCAGCGGCUCGAGCUCGAGAAGGAGUUCCACUACACGCGCUACAUCACGAUCCGCCGGAAGUCGGAGCUGGCGCAGAACCUGCAGCUCUCCGAGCGCCAGGUGAAGAUCUGGUUCCAGAACCGCCGCGCCAAGGACCGCAAGCAGAAGAAGAAGGCCGAAACGGGCACGGGUGGCGGUCCGCAGUCGCUGGUCGGGCACCCGCAAGGCCACAACGUGCACGGGGCGCAGUCGAUGUCGAGCCUGCUGGGUGACACCAAACCGAAGCUGGAACCGUCGCUGCACCUGUCCCAUCUGCAUCAGAUGAGCGCGAUGAGCAUGGGCAUGGGCUCGAUGGGCCUCCACCACCAUCCCGCCCACCAUCCGGCGCUCCAUCCGCACCUGGGCGUGCCGACGUCACAGCAUCAGCUGAACCAGGCCGCGGCCGCCGCCGCCGCCGCCUCCCAGGUGCCCCCGACCUCGCUCAGCAUAAUGUGA
Molecule: messenger RNA, 1736 nt
Organism: Anopheles coustani
Lineage: Eukaryota; Metazoa; Arthropoda; Insecta; Diptera; Culicidae
Gene: cad
Product: homeotic protein caudal
Exons: 5
Coding region: 534-1736 (400 amino acids)
Biological process (GO): anterior/posterior axis specification; animal organ morphogenesis; cell differentiation
Cellular component (GO): nucleus
Molecular function (GO): DNA-binding transcription factor activity, RNA polymerase II-specific; RNA polymerase II transcription regulatory region sequence-specific DNA binding
Source: RefSeq, a predicted model, not a curated record